AUGUGGUCUCUUUUCACCAUCGCCCCUUAUGCCUUUGUGGCCGGUCUGGUGGGAAUCUCCUACUUCCUGGUCUGGCCGUUUGUGCAGUACAUCCGCGACCCCAAAGGUCUUCGGAAAUACCCCAACCUCACGCCGUUCUCCGGGAUGUCUGCUAUUCCUUUCAUGAUCAUGGCGUCCCGGGGAUUCCGGUCAAGGGAACUCAUGGAGCUGCAUCGGGAAAAGCCCGUGAUCCGCACCGGACCCAACACGCUGUCCUACGGGGAUGUGCGGGCCAUCAAGGACAUCUACGGUCACAACACCAAGUGCAUCAAGGAUCCGUCCUACGUGGUUACGGCGGGGACGCACUACCACCUAGCGGACGUGGUGGACAAGCCGGAGCACGCGCGGAAGCGCAAGGUUCUGUCGUCGGCAUAUGCGCUCAAGAACCUGGAGACGUGGGAGCACAAGGUCAGCGACAAGGUUGAGAAGGUGGUGGCGCACUUUGACAAGGUGUGCACCGCCGCGCCGUCCGAGGCCGUGGCAACCGGGAAGGUGGCUCCGGAUCCCCAAGAUCUGACGGUGGACUUCCGCGCGUGGACCAACUUCUUCACGCUCGACGCCAUUGCCGACAUCGGAUUGUCCGAGAAGCUCGGGUUACUGGACUCGGGCAGCGAUGUGUGCGUGGCGGAGCGGAAGGACGGGACGACCUAUGAGGUCCAUCUCCGGGAGGCACUCUAUCCCACGGCCCGGAAGCAGUCGCUCAUUCUCUGGAACUACGAGUGGUAUCCGGUGCUGAACAAGCUGGUCAACGUGAUCCCGUUCUUCAACCGGAUGCAACAGUCGUCGGACAACUGGGACAACAUCGUGUGGCGGCGCAGCAUGGAGCGGCUGCGACGGUACGAAGCCGGGGAGAAGCUGGACGACUUCUUCCAGGCGCUGAUGGAGGACAAGAACGGGCGGGCCAACAACCUGGAAUGGGGCGAGGUGGUGGCGGAGGUGAACAUCAUGAUGAACGCGGGCAGCGUGACGACGGCGAUUGCGAUUGCCAACGUGAUGUACCAGCUGCUGCGGAACCCGCGGUGCCUGGCCAAGCUCCGGGAGGAGGUGGACGCGGUGCUGGACGCGGACGAGGUGAUCGCGCCGUACGACAAGGUGAAGCACCUGCCGUAUCUCCGGGCGUGCCUGGAUGAAUCGCUGCGGAUCUUCCCGCCGACCUCGCACGGGCUGCCGCGCGAGACACCGGCCGAGGGGAUUGAGAUCCUGGGCCAAUGGGUGCCGGGCCACACGACAGUCAGUAUGUCGGCGUUUGUGGCGCACCGCGACGAGCGGGCGUUCCCCCAGGCGGACCAGUACCUCCCCGAACGGUGGUUGGGAGAGGCGGGCAAGGCGCUGCAGCCGUACUUUGUGGCGUUUUCGGCGGGGGCGCGGUCGUGCAUCGGGCGGAACAUCUCGUAUCUGGAGCAGACGAAGAUCCUGGCGACGCUGGUGCACCGGUACGAGUUUGCGCUGACCUCCCCGGGGUGGGAGCUGCCGCGGCUGGAGACGAUGAACCUGAUCCUGGGGGCGAUGCCGGUGCAGGUGUGGCGGCGGACGGUGGAGGCGGCCGACUGA
Aspergillus ibericus CBS 121593 is the source of this 1590-nucleotide messenger RNA. RefSeq names its product cytochrome P450. The coding region runs from base 1 to 1590 and encodes 529 amino acids. Gene Ontology annotation, molecular function: oxidoreductase activity, acting on paired donors, with incorporation or reduction of molecular oxygen; monooxygenase activity; heme binding. Lineage: Eukaryota; Fungi; Ascomycota; Eurotiomycetes; Eurotiales; Aspergillaceae. The transcript has 2 exons. The record is from RefSeq and is a predicted model, not a curated record.